AUGGAGGAAGAUUCUAGGACGACGACGACAAGAGAUAGUAUUUACAGAGCUGCGAGGAGUAUAAAGCGAAGAGACAACAGUCUUUAUAACGCUCUUCGAUCAAUCUAUCAAGACUCAAUCUUUGUCGGAGAAAUCUCUCGGUUAUGGCCGAAACUUCCUCUCUUAGCGAAUCUUCGUUGUGGUCUUUGGUACUCUCCUAGAUUCGACGCCACUUGCUACUUCAAAUCCACUGAUGGUCAUACCAACAAUUUGUCUUUCAACACUUCUCGUCUCAAUCUCCAUCUCCCUCUUCUCGCUGGAGAAAAAGGAGGUUGUAUCAUUAUUGAUUCUACUCGGAAAGGAAAGCGUUUUCCGGAUAGCAUGUCGAAAACGAUACCAAUAUGGUCAUGUGUAUUGAACCGUUCAGUAUAUAAUUACUUGAAGAAACUAUGUAACAUUGAUGCAGGUUGUGAUCAUGAUGGAGAUAACAUAAGGCAAUUGUUAGAUAAAUGGGAUUGUAGUUUACAUCUUCCACUUUGGGUUUCAAAUACUGAGAAGGCCUCUAUCAAAGCUCGAUUGGACGAGUGGACAAGACAGUUAGAGGCGAGUGGAGCUGAUAUAGCUUCUUUAGCUUCAUGUUUGAGAAAACCUUUACGCCCUCUUUGGGUUUCGCAGAAAACAGUCUUAUGGUUGAAUGAAGUACCUGAGCAUGGUUCAUGGGAUUUCACCCCUCUCAUCCUUGUCUCGUCUUCUGCUUCCGGUGAAAUUCAACGCAGAACUAAUUCAGAGUUUAGUUGGAGUUAUAUUCCAGGAGCUGGUGAUGAUGAAGAGAGUUGGGCUAGAGGUUUAUCUCCGAAUGUUUUCUGGACACAUGUUGACGAUCUUAUUGACUCGGGACCUGAAUUGUGUAACCAGAAAGUUGCAGAGAUUGUUGAGAAUGAUAGAGUGUAUCGAGCGCAGAGAGGUCAGGAAGCUCCUCAGGUUGUUGUCAAAUGCUCAAAAUCUAAUGGAGUCCAUAGCACUAAGAGUGAUGAAAUCUUAUCUCUUGAUGCAUCAAAACCUAAAGUUGGGAUGAUGAAUGUUGAUAAAGAAAGCUUAGUAUAUUGGUUUGCAUCAACUAAUCUUGCUGUUGGGGCAUCUCAAGUAGUUGGUAAAGAGACAUCUAUCGACUGCACAUUAAAUUGCGAUCAAAAUCCCAUCUCGGUCCCUCUUUCAAAUCUUGAAGAGCAUUUGCAUCUACCGAUGACAGGUUCAAAAUUUGAUAGAUUUUCCAUACUUAGAAAUCUACCUUCCGCGGUUAAUUUUGCUAAGCUGAAAAUGAGUUCGGGUAAGAAGCUCUUAGUUUGUUGUCAAGAUGGGGAAGAUAUCAGUGUAUGUGUAUGUUUAGCCAUCUUGAUUUCAUUAUUCAGUGAAGAAGGGGUCUUUGAUGGUGGAAAAUCCUUUGAAGAGAAGAGUAUAACAAAAAUGGAAAUGCGACGGAUGCUAAUUUUUAUAUGCAAAUACGCAGUGAAUGCCCGUCCAUCUAGAGGGAAUCUCAAGCAAGUCUUUGGUUUUCUCUGGUCUCAGCGCGAAAAUUCGGACGAGUAG
Molecule: messenger RNA, 1566 nt
Organism: Arabis nemorensis
Lineage: Eukaryota; Viridiplantae; Streptophyta; Magnoliopsida; Brassicales; Brassicaceae
Source: the annotation of a GenBank genome assembly